This is a messenger RNA of Rosa rugosa (rugosa rose), 2135 nucleotides long. RefSeq names its product IQ domain-containing protein IQM6. The record is from RefSeq and is a predicted model, not a curated record. Lineage: Eukaryota; Viridiplantae; Streptophyta; Magnoliopsida; Rosales; Rosaceae. The transcript has 8 exons. The coding region runs from base 201 to 1889 and encodes 562 amino acids.
ACCCGGUAGAUCUUGGUUAUUUCGUUAUCACAACCAUUUGCAGUGAGACCUUUUAGUCUCAGUAAAGAAGAAGAGAAGAAUCCACUGUAGUCAAUUAAAAAAAAAAAUCAGUUUUAUUUCUCUUUAAAAAAAAAAAAAAUCCAUUGUAGCUAUUAAGCUUCAAUAGCUUUGUUCCUAAACAAAAGACCAGAAGAAGUCUUAUGGUUUCAGAAAAGAUGAUAUAUGACGAAUCGCUUAGCAUGAAAGCGAAGGAAUUAGACACCAAGUUGGUUUGUCAAACACCUUCACCAGAAGAUAUGGAAAACAAUGUGUCUGCCAGAGCAACAAGUGAUAGUAAAGACCGAUUGGAGACAUCACAUCAAAAUGGUAACUCCUCCAGUGAGAAAGGAACUACACAUAGGUACCAGGCUGCAUUAAAGUUACAGAAAGUGUACAAGAGUUUCCGGAUAAGAAGACAGCUUGCAGAUUGUGCAAUUCUUGCGGAGCAGAGAUGGUGGAAGGUGUUAGAUUUUGCUGAACUCAAAAGGAGCUCUAUAUCAUUUUUCGACAUUGAGAAGCCUGAAACAGCUGUUUCUCGCUGGGCAAGAGCAAGAACCAGAGCUGCCAAGGUUGGAAAGGGUUUGUCUAAGGAUAAAAAGGCUCGUAAACUUGCUUUGCAGCAUUGGCUUGAGGCAAUUGAUCCCCGACAUCGGUAUGGACAUAAUCUUCACUUCUACUAUGCCAAAUGGCUCCACUGUGAGAGUAAACAGCCCUUCUUUUAUUGGCUUGAUAUAGGGGAGGGAAGAGAAAUCACCCAUGAAGCAUGUCCUCGGUCAAAGCUUCAAGCACAAUGCAUCAAGUAUCUUGGCCCGGUAGAAAGGAAGGAUUACGAAGUUGUAGUGGAGGGCGGGAAGUUUGUUUACAAGGAGAGUGGAGUGCUUCUUGAUACAACAAAAGGCCCCAAAGAAACAAAGUGGAUAUUUGUCCUAAGUGUGUCCAAGAACUUAUAUGUUGGACAGAAGAGCAAGGGUACUUUUCAGCAUUCAAGUUUCUUGGCAGGAGGAGCCACAUUGUCUGCUGGAAGAUUGGUAGUUGAAAAUGGAAUUCUAAAGUCAGUUUGGCCUCACAGUGGGCAUUAUCUCCCAACAGAAGAAAACUUUCAGGAACUCAUGUCAUUCCUUAUGGAAAACAAUGUGGAUCUCACUAAUGUAAAGAAAACUGCAGUUGACGAUGAAGAAGGAGGCGUUUUAAGCAAAAAGAGCAGUAACAUAGGAGUCCGAAACAGCCCACGAAAAGCAGAUUCAUCUAAAGAUACUAUAACAACAAAUGCUGAAGGCACAGUGGAAGAGAGUACUUCGAGAAAUGAACAGUCUGAUUGUGCAGAAAAUCCUCCUCUUUUGUCAAGAUUACCAGAACGAUUCUGCUCAAAGAUAGCUAAACUUGAAAUACCAGAAAAAGAAGACGUGUUUGACGUUUUCAAGGAACAACCUCCAAUAACUUGUCGCGAGUAUUUUCUAGACUCUGAUUCUGAUUCUGAGGAUGGUUAUGAAACAGCUGAAGAAUCAGUCUUGACAGAGGAAGAUUUUAUGGUCUCGAAACUGAACUUGUUUGAUGAAGAUGCACAUGAAGAAGAUGAAAAGCCAAUAUCAAAAGAAAGAAUUAUGCAAAGGAUUGAUUCACAUAAAGGAAUGAAUUCAUACCAGUUGGGUCAGCAUUUGACCUCAAGAUGGAGCACAGGAGCUGGCCCUCGGAUCGGUUGCAUGAGGGACUAUCCUCCAGAGCUUCAAUUCCGGGUUCUACAGCAAGCCUACUUGUCUCCAAGGCCAGUAGAAAGAAGUCCGCCGAUACCUUUACAUAAAGAAACAAUGCACCCCCUAUCUCAAAGACCACCAAAAGACAGUACACCAUAGGCUGACUACAUUUAGAUGAUUUCACGAUGACAUAGAGAUCAAGCAGCUAUAAUUGUAAUAGAAGAUCGAAUUCAUUUCCAAGUGAUCCCACCAUCACUCUUGGAGCCCUUUUUCACUACCUAACCUAUUUCGUUAGGGAAGGAAGUUGACAUGCAAAUGGGCCCAAGGAUAAUCAAUCAGAGCCCCACAGCUGCAUGGCAUCUGCAGCAGUCCAACAUCAUCGAGAAUGCAAUCUCCCUAUUCGUC